Scheffersomyces stipitis CBS 6054 is the source of this 916-nucleotide messenger RNA. RefSeq lists its product as uncharacterized. Bases 61 to 732 code for a protein of 223 amino acids. The record is from RefSeq and is a predicted model, not a curated record. The transcript has a single exon. Gene Ontology annotation, cellular component: cytosol. Gene Ontology annotation, molecular function: hydrolase activity, hydrolyzing N-glycosyl compounds. Gene Ontology annotation, biological process: cytokinin biosynthetic process. NCBI's taxonomy places the organism in Eukaryota, Fungi, Ascomycota, Pichiomycetes, Serinales, Debaryomycetaceae.
AGAAUAUAACUCUUGCUUCACGUCCACCUUUCUUCCAAAUACAUUCAUCCAUCUAAUAUCAUGACUGCUACUCACCCAGACAAGAAAGUAUGUGUCUUCUGCGGUUCUUCAUUCGGUAAGAAGGCCGUUUACGCUGAAAUGGCUACCGAAUUAGGAAAGGCAUUUGCCAGCAGGAACUGGGGUUUAGUCUACGGUGGCGGUUCUACAGGUAUCAUGGGGGCUGUCGCCCGUGCUUGUGCUACAUCUGGUGGUUAUGUCCAUGGUAUUAUCCCAGAAGCUUUGAUCACCAGAGAAAGAUCAGAUAGCGAGACUGUCAACAACAAGUUGAAGGAGUCAAUAGAUAACCACGAUGGUUCCACACCAAUUCCAGACUCCAAGGAGUACGGGAAGACCACUUUGGUCAAAGACAUGCAUACCAGAAAGAGAUUGAUGGGAGAAGAAUCGGACGCUUUUAUUGCAUUGCCUGGUGGCUACGGUACAUUAGAAGAGUUGAUGGAGGUGGUUACUUGGUUUCAAUUGAACAUACAUAACAAGCCUAUUGUGGUGUUCAACAUGGAUGGUUUCUACGAUAACUUCUUGAAGUUCAUCGAAGACUCCAUCGACAACGAAUUUGUUAGUAGCAAGAACGGUGAGAUCAUCAAGGUAUGCAACACGGUUGAAGAAGUCUUCCAGGCUAUUGAAGAAUACAAGAUCCCAGAAGGUAGAUUUAACUUGAAGUGGGAAUCUACAUAAUCUUAACUAACAACAUCGGCAUUUAUAUCUAUACGAGUGAGUUUUCAAAAGUCCUUGCUUACUUGCACACCUUUCAUUUUAUCUUUGUCAAGGGGCCAGCUAGUCUAAUUCAUGGAAAUUCCAGAUUAAUAUAAUUCUAUUUAUAAUAUCUCUCGUCUAUAGUCAAUAAACACAAAAAAAUUAU